Messenger RNA from Aspergillus wentii DTO 134E9, 1242 nucleotides. Its product is annotated as PH domain-containing protein. Bases 1 to 1242 code for a protein of 413 amino acids. NCBI's taxonomy places the organism in Eukaryota, Fungi, Ascomycota, Eurotiomycetes, Eurotiales, Aspergillaceae. The transcript has 3 exons. The record is from RefSeq and is a predicted model, not a curated record.
AUGGAUAAAACGCUUACUAUCCCAUCUCCAUCCGCCGCCGAGGGGCAUCCCCAAAGUCCUACCAUCCAGCUUCCUGACGGCACCAUCGAACCGCCAGCUUAUCUACAACCCAUACAGCCUCCUUCGGCCUUUCGCAACGGUCGUAUCAACCUAGAUUGUUUUUCUCCUGUCAAUGAAAACGGUAGCUUCGAGUUUGACCGGGUUAUAAAGACCGGAAAAGUAGACCGUCGGGUCAAACACAAACAUGCAUUUCGCGCCUCGUGGAAGCCCGCAUACCUCGUUCUCCGACCGAAUCUCUUGUCGGUCUACAAAGAUGAGGAAGCAACGAGGUUAAGACUGUCCGUCACUCUGUCCGAAGUCACAGCUAUCGCACCCGUCAAGUCCCACCGAUCGAACCGACAACACGUCUUUGGCAUCUUCUCCCCUUCGAAAAAUUACCGCUUCCAAGCAUCGUCAGAAAAGGAUUUGGAGGAUUGGAUUCGGCUGAUCCGCUCUGAAACUGGGGUGGAAGAAGAGGAGAAGGCUAUCCUGGCAUUGACCAAGAAAGGGGAGACCCCUGCCACGACUACUGCGACUACGACUACUACAACCAAAAAACAGCCCGUCGACGACACUACUGAUUUCUCGGAAAUCGAUCUCCCUGCCAGGGCCAGUUCGCCUGAAUUUGGACAAACGCUUUCCCCGGACAGUCGAUCUAAGCGCUUCGUCUAUCCCCAGGAUCAUUCGGCCAACGACGUCACUUCCUUCUCGGAAUGGUCGGACGGACCAUCAAGCAGUGGUGGCAUCCGCUCCAAGCCCUCGAUCAACAAUCUCUCUAUAUCCGUCCCAACUGGGAGACAAUCGUCUCUGCCUCGUGAGUCGAGUCGAAACACCGAUUUGGGUAUCCUCCGUGAUCCCGAGAGAGUCAUCUACCAUGGAUAUCUCCAGUGUCUCCGAAUCAAAGGAGGUGUGAAACAAUGGAAACGACACUGGGUUGUUUUGCGCCCAAAAAGCCUUGGAUUUUAUAAGAAUGAACAGGAGUACUCUGCUAUCAAGGUCAUCCCCAUGUCACAAAUCAUCGAGGCAGCUGAAAUCGACCCUGUGUCUCGAUCCAAGAAAUUUUGCCUUCAGAUCAUCGCUGAAGAAAAGUCAUACCGACUAUGCACACCCGACGAAGAAUCCCUUACGAAAUGGUUAGGCUCCCUAAAAAGCAUUCUUGUUGCUCGCAAGAACUUGGAGCCUACAUCUGCGAAAUCCGCAUGA